UAGUCCCAUGACAACCUAGUCAUCAGGUGUAGGGGAGCUUGGUUGCCUUUUAUUUGGCUAACAUCCCCUAGGUGCGAACCACCCUAUGUUGUGCUGAGCCAUCUUGACGGAUCACUACUGAAAGUCGGCAUACGAUUCAGGCUCAGCAAAAAAAAACGCUGUAUCCUCAAGGCUGGUUCGCUUGAGGUAGGUUUUCAAGUUUGCCCAAAUUCCAAAGUAACCUCACAGGCGGGUAGGUGGUAUCAAUGCGGCCCUCGCUAGCUUGGUCGGUAUCGGCUAAUAAUUUCUGAAGGUACCUAGGUAGGUAGGUACUUACUUGACUUGCUUCGGUUUUAUUGUUCACAUAUUUUGGGCUUUUCACUUCACCGAGGGAAGAGCUCAAUCUCUUCAAGACCGCCACACAGUGGUGUGGUAGUAGCAAGAGUUUCCCAAGAAUCGCAGUACCGGCGCCAAUUAGAUGGCAGGAGGUGAAUGCUAACGAAUCAAGAAGUAAACUGAAUUUUCUCGGCCGUUUCCUUACUUCACUGCCUUCCUUCAACCAAUAAAAAUGCACUGCUCAGGAAGUUGUGAAGAUGUAGGUAAUGUAGGGGUGCGGACAGCCUGGGAAGGUACCUUCCUCGCAGCCCAAGUACUCAAACGAGGUAGCAGCGACAUCGGCUUAGCACGACCAGACAACCGACUGUGAAAUCUUCUCCGAUGGAGAUCCUAUGCUUUAUCAGAUACGACUCUCGGCAUAGGUAUACAUCGCUUGUUGCGCUCUUCGGCACCGGUCGCUCUCUUUGGAAGGUUAUAGGUCAGCAAAAUACCUAAUCUUUGCCCUCAGGCGUGGACUGAAAAAUGCGGUACGAGGACUGGGACAUCCUCAUCUUUCCCUCGGAUCGAACUAUCGCGCCCGGAUCGAACCAGACUGUCAAAGUGCCCCUGAAGGAAUUUAAGGUCGCUUGCCAUGUCGUUGCCGACUCCGAAAUCCCUCAUGGACAUGGUUCGCCUGGCCUCCCUGUCAUGACCUGCUUUGUUCCAAGUCUCUCUACUGGGACACCCUUCCACGUCUCGAUUCACAGCUGGCGUACACCUGAGAUCAGUCAGUAUACCAAGAACUACAGCAAACACACAGAACUGGUACAGUUCGAUGCUCGGAUUUACAUCGACGGCCGCUUAGUCUCAUCGACGGCGUUUGCUCGCAAUGGGGACUGGCCCUGUCUAAUUACGAACACUUUUGAAUUUACCAAGUCAGGCGAGUUGGAGCCUUUCCGGUUUCCGUCUUUCCGUCGAGAGCUUCUAUACCAUGAUCACUGGCAUCCAAGUGACGAUAUUGGUCGGAUCAAGAUCGUCAUCAGCGAAGGGUUUCCUCGAGAUUCUUUAAGCAACCCUAUCGAGCGGGUGAAGAACGUAGUUGCGUUCUCUUUCCAGCAUGCCCCUCUUGAUAUCCUGGAAGCCAAUAGGAUUGCUUGGCCAAAUCCCUCAAUGUGGAAAGGGACGUCCAUCGCGGAAAACCGGCCGGUUCCCACUUAUCGACCUGGAGAUGGUGCCGAGUCCCACGGACAUUCUCCUCGCCGCCAGUCUAUGGCUACAACCAACAUGGGAGGACCAAGUUUUUCUACUCCGAUCCACCAGCUCACGACGCCCUCUGGCCCACCUGGAUUGAUCAACAACCCUGCUUUCAACCAAUCCUUGCCAUUGUUCUCACAGUUUACCACCCCCGUGAUCGGUGGAACGCCGAUGCCUGUCUCGUAUAGCGAUGCGGCCAUCAAGUGGUAUGCUGGCCUUAACAAGAGCGCUUACAACAUGAGGGCUGCAAGAAAGUCAAGCACUGAUACAAGCAUGCCCGACUUUGGCACUGUGCCUGAUUACUCUUCUUCUGGGAGCGGCUAUAACACUGUUAUGCUUGACCCCAGUAACGUCCCUACUGCAGUCAUGACCGAGGAAGAUUUCGCUCCGGCUCAUGUGAAAGCACCGACAAACACGCCGAUUGUUGGGCCCAUGGAUGGCAGCUACCCUCCUGGUUUUUCGUUCAACCUGCCGAACUCGGCAAUUCCGGGCGAUCUUGCGGCGUCCCUGACGCAUUCCUUGCUCAACCAGCCUCACCCGCUGCCCGUUCAGCCACACAUGGUUCCUCUGCCAGCUUCCGAGAUCAAGUCACGAAAGGAAACGCGCAAAUUCAGCAAUUUUGCUGCGCAGUGCUCACCAGCUAUCCAUUCGCCUUGCGCCGAGAUUUUGGAUAAGCGAAACUUCUCAUCUUCUGCAUUCACUGUUGCAGAAGUCGCUGCUGCUGUUGGCUCCAAUAUUAGCACACCUUCUCACCAAAGCUUUCAGAUGCUGCCGCCAUAUGCAGUGCCAAGAGGCCCUCCAGAGGCAACCAACGACAGGGCUUUCUAUUCAUCUUCGGCUGGCUCUCGGGCCUGUUCAUCGGGCGAUCUUCUGACUUCUUUCUCUAAUCUCUCGGAGGGAAUCAAUGCGCCUAUGUUAUCGGCAACGACGUCUGGUACAAACAACAACGUUACGCCUUUGGUAGAAGCUGCUCCUGACAGAUGCAACAAGCGUCUACGCAACUUUACCCCUGCCAGCAUCAAGGCUAUCGAUGAGGAAGACGAGCCUAGGCGUGUCAGCCCUAGAUUGAGGGCUACUCCAUUCGCGGGGCAGGACCGCUGCGAGAGCAUCUGAACUUGGUGUAUGGCAUUCAUGCCGAGCCUGGCAAUAAUUUGUUACAAGGUUUCUCUCGCAUUGAAUAGCGGUCUACUCUUGUCUUAGUGCUGGC
Messenger RNA from Pyricularia oryzae 70-15, 2755 nucleotides. RefSeq lists its product as uncharacterized. Lineage: Eukaryota; Fungi; Ascomycota; Sordariomycetes; Magnaporthales; Pyriculariaceae. The record is from RefSeq and is a predicted model, not a curated record. The transcript is spliced from 5 exons. Bases 838 to 2661 code for a protein of 607 amino acids.